This is a messenger RNA of Amphibalanus amphitrite, 1544 nucleotides long. RefSeq lists its product as uncharacterized. NCBI's taxonomy places the organism in Eukaryota, Metazoa, Arthropoda, Thecostraca, Balanomorpha, Balanidae. The transcript has 2 exons. Gene Ontology annotation, molecular function: zinc ion binding; nucleic acid binding. The record is from RefSeq and is a predicted model, not a curated record. Bases 1 to 1062 code for a protein of 353 amino acids.
AUGGCUCAGGAGUCUGCUGCUACCAGUGCGGCGGAGCUGAGCUCUACUCUGGCGGCAGAGUCCGCCGGUGAGUCAGCUGUUCAUCGUGUUGGCGGAUCGGAGCUGCCGGCCCAGACACUGCAGGCGCGGCGGCGGCAGGCUGCCGGCCGGGACGGUGGUGGUGGCGGUGGCCGGGGCCGGCCCGCUGGAUCCUGCAGCCGCUGUCUGCGCCGCCACCGUCCGGAGUCGUGUCCCUUCCGCACAAAGCAGUGCUUUCGAUGCGGUCAGUUGGGACACAUCCGGGCGGUCUGUGCCAGAUGGAGUCAGCCGCAGCAUCUACGUCAGCUAGAAGAGGACGACAGCGGUGCGGUGGCGACCACUGAGACCCGGUCCGGUGGCGAGGACCCGCCGGGUGAGUCCGUCGCUCUGGUGGACAGCGAGGUGUAUGCCCUGUUCAACCUGCGUCCGGAGGCGGUGAAGCGGCGCCCGCCGCUGCUGGUGGACCUCGCGCUGGACGGACGGCCGGUGAAGAUGGAGGUGGACACGGGGGCAGCUGUCUCCGUCUGUUCUGCUGCCGGCUUCAGACGUCUGUGGCCCGACCACGGGCCCGAUCUGCUGCCCUGCUCUGUACACCUGAAGACCUACAGCGAGGAGGCACUCUCCGUGCUGGGCCAGGUGUUGGUGGACGUGGACUACGCUGGUCGGGUGGUCCGUCUACCUCUCGUCGUGGUCGACGGAGCCGGACCGCUCCUGCUCGGACGGAACUGGCUGGACCACAUCCGGCUGGACUGGCCGGCCAUCUGCCGGGUCCAGGAGCAGGCUCGGGUGGAUGGCAUCCUGGAGGAGUUCCCGGAAGUUUUCCAAGAUGGGCUGGGGUGCUACACCGGAGGAGAGGUCAACAUCGAGGUCGACCCUGACGUCCAGCCGCGCUUUUUUAAGCCGCGCACCGUUCCACUGGCCUACCGUGAAGAGGUCGACGCCCAGCUGGAGCAGGGGAUCAGAGACGGUCUCUGGGAACCUGUUCGACACAGAGACGUCCCCGCCGGCACCUCCGGAGGAGCCCGUAGAUCGGGAGCCGCCUGAGGCCGCGGCGGUGCGGCUGCGGGACCGGUCACCAGUCGCUCCGCUGCCGGCUGCUGAUCUGCCCAGGCCGUCCGAGGCCGGCGACGGUGAUUCGUCGGUGAGCCGGGACCCCAGCCGCGCCGUCGUGUCGCCGCGAUAUCGUCUGCGGGACCGAACCCGUAUACCGCGGCCCGAUCGGCUCGUGUAUGAGUGACCAUUGUUUAUUCGUGUUGGUGUCAUCCGUGAUAUCUGCGUUGUGAACAGAAGUGUGUUACGUCUUUGUUAGCCGUGGUGGAGGGAUGUUAUAGUUUGCCGCCCUUGCGCGCUGUCCCGCCACCCUGCGGUUGUGUGUCUGGCGCCGCCACUGUGCUGUGCACCGUCCGCGCUCACCGCCGCGGUGCACCUGGCGCCGCCGCUGUCCACUGUGCACUGUCACGUGACCGCCUGCGGCGGUAGGGUGAAUUCCGUGGUGUCUGAGACGAAUACAGCCAGUUGGAACCGAG